Molecule: messenger RNA, 2766 nt
Organism: Aegilops tauschii subsp. strangulata
Lineage: Eukaryota; Viridiplantae; Streptophyta; Magnoliopsida; Poales; Poaceae
Source: RefSeq, a predicted model, not a curated record
UGAUAAUUGGUUCAGUUAAUCAAAAUACUAGUGAACUCCCACUUAAAUCAACAUCCCUUAAGUUGUGUAAGUGUUACAUGAUCCAAAUCAACUAACCCAUAUCCGAUCACCAUUUCAGAUGGGAUGGUCAUCAAUGAUGAACAUCUCCAUAUUAAUCAUAUCUACUAUAUCACUCAUGUUCGACCUUUCGGUCCUCCGCAUUCCGAGGCCAUGUCUGUACAUUCUAGGCUCGUCAAGUUUAACCCAACUAUUAUGCAUGUGUAAAACAUGAUUACAUCCGUUGUAUGUGAACGAAGAGUCUAUCACACCCGGUCAUCAUGAGGUGCUUCGAAACGACGAACUUUUGCAACGGUGCAGCUGGUUCCCGCGCUACUGCUAGCCAUUUUCCCCACGCUACUGCUAGCCAUUUUCCUAGUAGCGUAGGGGUGCACAUCUGACUAAACAAAAAAAAUCCCUGUCGUUCAGACUAACUGACUGAACGGGUUCAAAACAUGUAAGCUUUUUUUGAUGCAAUCUCGUGAAACUCUUUAUUAAAUUGUGACAAUGUUUAUAGGGACGAACGUAAGAUCACCAGGAUGGCGCAUCCAUACAUGACGGCCGGUUCCUAGUGUAAGAGCAUGUUUCACUAAAUUGUGAGCCUUAAUAUUCGAGAUUCCAUACGCAUAACUAAAAGGACAAAUACUCCCUCGGUCUCAAAGUUGGAUUAAAAUUAAGACAUUUAUUGUGUAUUUUGAGACGGAUGGCGUAAUAGAUAAACUAGAGUGGUGUAAAAUCUCUAAAAGAAUGGCACCAUAAACCGCUGCACUCCUCCUAUAUACACUACUCGCAAAAGAAAACACAUACUACCCAAAAGAGUCCGUCCAGGGAAGACAAGGCUUUGCGUGGGCUGAUGCUUGGUAAUAUGGCCCAGUCGGCCCAUGGUUAAUUAUCAUCAUCCAUAUAAGACGAGAAGAAAGGCGUGGCUCGUUCCAUCCCGCCGCCGCCGCCGCGCCUGCUUCGAUUCGUCGAGUCCCGUUGCAGUUGGUCCGGAUCCGGAGCCGGAGGAAAGAAGAAGAUGAAGGCACGGCAGUUGGUGAACGUGGUGAUGCGGAGGUACGGCAUGGGCAUGGGCAGCAGCCACUAUUCGUUCAGCCGCAUCAAGCCCGAGGAGCAGCUCUUCUUCCCAUCAACCAAGGAGGCGCAAGCAUCCAGCACGGGGGAGAUGGAGACCAUCUCCAGGAUGCCCGCGCCCAGCCUGAGCCUCGUACGCUCGGCGGUCCUGGUGGAGAGGCUGGAUUUCCUCCCUUUCUACGAGCGCAAGAUCCUCUGCGUCGACGCCCAGGGCCGCACCGUCCUAUACGACGCCGACGCCGACGCCGACGCCGGCCUCCUCCAUCCGCUGCCCUCCCUCAGGGGUCCCAAGGGGCCCAACCCCAUCUCCUUCUCCAUCCUCGACAGGAAGCCUCUGGACCCGCGGCGGGCCGACGUCCUGUACGUCAUGGACAGGUGCCCUCGGCGCUACGACUACUACAGCUUCGAGGCCCUCAUGUACAGCGACCCCUCCAACGGCAGGAAAGGCUGGCGGUGGCACCGGCUCCCGCCUCCGCCCGCCUCCGCCAACGGCUGCCACGCGCUCAUCGACAAGGACGGCGGCGGCGGCGACCCCAUCCUCGUCGUCUCGUCCGCCGACGGCACCCACUGCUUUCACACCUUCACCAACACCUGGUUCGAGGCUGGAGGCGGGAGGCUGCCGUUCGCCGGCCGUGCCCACCGUGUUCCUGAGCUCGACAACCUCUGGUUUGGCAUCGCCAGCGCCUGGCCCUCCGACCUUUGCGCCAUGGACCUCUACCCCCUCUGCGGCCUACGCCCCGAGGCUCCGCGCCUGGCCUACAGCUGGGGAGACCUUAGCCUGCCGGACGACUGGGAGAUGAUGGACUGCAGCAUGGUGUACCUGGGCGGCGGCAGGUUCUGCGUCGCCAAAAUCUUUGAAUUCUGCCUCGGCGAUGACCGCAAGGGGAUGGGUGUCAUCUCUGGCUUGGAGGUGGUGCGCCAAGGCGAGCCAUCCAAACUCGUCAUGGUCAAGCACAAGUCCAAGUUGUACAAGUUUACCAGGGGUGAGAUCCAGUGUAUCCUCUAGAACAAAUGGAUUAACAAUGCUACUCCCUCCGCUUCCAAAAUAGAUGACUCAACUUUGUAUUAAGUAAGCAGCAGGGGAGCAAACAGUGUCUAGAGGAGUGCUAUCUGCUAUGUGAUGUGAGGGAGUAUGAUGUCUAAAGUUAGUACAAAGUUGAGUCAUCUAUUUUGAAACGGAGGGAGUAUGAUGUAGGGCCUAUAUUAUUACAACUAGUUCACUUGAACAACUUGUACAGAGUAACAGCAGCUGAUCCGAUGAGCUGGAAUUCCCGCUUCAAUUGGACUGGAAACAAAGUCAUCUGAGAUCUACCCAUCUAUUUACACGAUUCGAAUCCCGCACAACCCAACUCACCCACCCAAUCCAUCUAAACAAAAAGCUCGAAAAGAAAAAAGAAAAAAACACUCCUCUGGGUCAUCACCCUCACGCGGUGCCCAAACAUCCAUAUCGAGCUCCUCACGCCUUCACACUCAGCGCCCCACCUUGAUUCUGCUUUCAGUUUCUGCUUGAGGCCUACAGAUCGAUGCCUAUAAAGAUAAAUCAACAUUUCUGAAUGUCAGCAAACAACAAGUACUGCACCAUAGUGACAGACAGAAACAAACAUAUGAAGAAUAGCCAUCCAUACUUGAAUUCUAACAUGGAAGUGCUCCAUCGUU